This is a messenger RNA of Mycena citricolor, 484 nucleotides long. NCBI's taxonomy places the organism in Eukaryota, Fungi, Basidiomycota, Agaricomycetes, Agaricales, Mycenaceae. The record is from the annotation of a GenBank genome assembly.
AUCCGGAAUGCCUGAUAAUCGGGCGAGCGCUCCGGCAGCUUUUUCUUAUAUGACACAUGUUACAAAACUAUUAGACCCGCGGAUUGAUUGCCCCAUUCCGUGCAACCGGUCACAGAUUCUGGACGGUGAAGCGGCAAGUGAUAUCCUCAAAGUCCUGCACCGCAAGAGAUCCGUUGUAGCUGGCGUUUCCGGCAUGGCUGGAGAGGAACGCCGUAGAGGAUUCCGAGCUCCAAGCCGCCUGUCGGAUGCAUUGAGAUGUGGCACUCAGGGCAGAAUGCUGGCCCGCGACUCACCACUAGGGCCCUCGCAUUUGACGUCUUUGCACAUCAGCGACGUCAUCAGCCCUGCUCUGCAGCAUCGACCACCCCGUGCUUACAUGUUGACGCAGAUACGUACCGACAAGUUGGAUCUUCCCGUUGCUGCUCGGCUUCACCUGGAAUCGCGCAUUGUCGUCCAUCUGUUGGUUGCCGAACUCAAGCCCGUU